CGAGUGCAGAUCAGUUAGUCAGUCAGCCAGUCAGUUAGUCAACGAUUCAACCGAGUGAACAUUUUUUUGUUUCUUUGCCGUGUGACAAAUGUUAAAACGUCCCAGAAACAUAAAGGCUACAACAAAAAGUCUACCUAGAAAAUUGUAAAACUAUUUUUUGGAUCAUUGCGUGUACGCGUAAGACUUUUCCUCCAACCAAGAGCAAAACAAACAAAGCAAAAUAGGCAAACUGCCGCUGAAAUUAAUAAACAAUAAAGACAAAUCCAUAGACACAAAUAUUUAAUGGAUUUUAAGUGUCAGUGACUCUUUUUCAUAAACACAAAAGAAAAAACAAAACUAUAUAGAAAAAACGUCGUAACAAAGCAAAAAAACAAAAAAAAAAAAAAAAAUACACACGCGUCGCUGUAUAAUCAAGCAACAACAAGAACAACAACGUCUCGCUGGUGAUAAAAGAACUUACAACAACAACGUGCGAACGCCUGAGAGAACCAGUAUAAAGUUCAAUAAAUAAACAGACAGCAUAAACUUUAUUUAAAUUAAACAAAGGAACAGCAGCUACCCAGCUACCCAAGUGCGUGAGCAACUCAGCUGAAAUCAUUGAAAUAUUUUUGGCACGGCAAAUUUUUAAUCUUACAAUGGCAGCCUAUCUGGAUCCUACCGGUCAGUAUUGAGAGAAGAGACGCUAAACGGAAGCAGCAACUCACACAAAAAGAAUUAAAGGAACAUAUUUCUAUUAAAAUGGCCGCCUAUCUGGAUCCCACUGGUCAAUAUUGAGUGACAAAAUCCAUUGCAUCAGAUUUAACCAAUUUUUUGCGCUCCAAACCUUCUCAACACCAAUUCAAAACAAUGUCGCUGGCUCUGGAUCCCACAGGCACCUACUAGGAGGAAGCCUUCAUUGCUAGUAAACAGCUAUAGCCCAGCAGCUAUAAACCACAAAUUUGCAAAGAAAAAUAAAGAACUUAAGCCACAAAAUGCUUGAUCCUACAGGCACCUAUCGUCGGCCGCGUGACACGCGCGAGACACGCCACAAGCAGCGUGUUAACUGCCUGGAUCCUACAGGGCAAUACUAAGUGCGCUUUCCAGCAGCAGCAACACCAACACAAUUCACACCCCACACACAGAAACACCGCCUUUGCCUUACUAAUUUGUUAAACAUUUGAGAAGGUAUAUAUUGCCAAUAAUUAACUAUUGGUAUGAUCGGAGGCGCGCGUUGGUUGCGCCUGCGCGGCCGUGAGGAGACUUCCAGCUGCCGCAGAAGAAGAAAGUGCUGUUGCAACGCUAAGGAAAUGCACUGGAAAUUUUGUGUUUAGUUAAUAGCGUUAUUGAUUUCUUGUAUAAUUAAUUACCUAUACAUACAUACUUCAUACUAGUAUAUCAUAAAUUAUUUAUUAUUAUGAUAAUUUAAUUUAAAUAUUGUUCAAUUGCAUUGAAACUGUUCACAAACCACAACAACAACCACAACACACACACACACAUACUAUAUAUAUGUUAUACAUACAUACUUAUAAAUAUAUAUACACAUAUAUCAGCUAUCCAUAAAACAUAUAAACUAUUAGUGUCAUAUUUACGAGCCAAACUCAAAAGCCGCACACAACUUCAAAAUGUUCGAGUAUAGAGUUAUAGAGAAUGCCUUUCAUUACUAGAAACGUAUUUAUGCACAUUUUAUUGACAUGUUUAAUUUAUGGUUAAUCGUUUUCAUUGUAUGCGAAAUUUAUUUAAACAAUUUAUUUGAUCGUUUUUCCCAUUAUACUUAUUUUCAUUAUUUUGUAAAAAGAAAGCGUCAAUUUUUAGACUAUAAGCACUAUACGCUAUUUAUAUAACACACCAACAACAACAACAACAACAACCAUAAAUCAACAACAACAUACACACACAUAUUUAAAAUGUAAUAUUAAAAGAGAAACAUAUUUAAAGUAUGCAACAAA
This is a messenger RNA of Scaptodrosophila lebanonensis, 1925 nucleotides long. RefSeq names its product peptide tarsal-less AA. The record is from RefSeq and is a predicted model, not a curated record. Lineage: Eukaryota; Metazoa; Arthropoda; Insecta; Diptera; Drosophilidae. Bases 972 to 1070 code for a protein of 32 amino acids. The transcript has a single exon.